GUCAAAAUAAGUAAAAUAAUCAAAUCAAUAAAGAUGGCGAACCGCACGGUAAAAGACGCGAAAUCUAUUCGUGGUACAAAUCCGCAAUAUUUGAUUGAAAAAAUUAUUCGAUCACGAAUAUACGACUCUAAAUACUGGAAGGAAGAAUGUUUUGCUUUAACAGCAGAGUUACUUGUGGACAAAGCCAUGGAAUUGCGUUAUAUCGGCGGCGUACAUGGUGGCUUCAUUUACCCAACACCCUUUCUGUGUUUGGUUUUGAAAAUGUUGCAAAUUCAACCGGAAAAAGAUAUUGUAGUCGAGUUUAUAAAGAAUGAAGAAUUCAAGUAUGUUCGUGCAUUGGGCGCUUUUUACAUGAGACUCACAGGUACUUCGGUAGACUGUUACAAAUAUCUAGAGCCACUUUACAAUGACAAUAGGAAACUUCGGAAGCAAAAUCGAGAAGGGCAGUUCGAAAUAGUCCACAUGGAUGAGUUUAUAGAUGAAUUACUACGAGAAGAAAGAUUGUGUGAUGUUAUUUUACCCAGAGUGCAGAAACGCUAUGUGCUUGAGGAAAAUAAUGAGUUGGAACCGAAAGUGUCAGCUUUAGAUGAUGAUUUGGAUGAAGAUCUGCCAUCAGAUGAAGAUAAUGCGGAGCCUGAUGCCAAAGAAAAUAGAAGGGACAAGGAGAAAAGAGACAGAAGAAGAGACAGAUCCAGGGAUCGUGAUCGCCGUGAUAAGGAACGUAAGAGAGAACGCUCAAGAAGCAGAGAUAGGGAGCGCAGACGUGAACGGGAGAGGGAUAAGGAACGAGAGCGGGGUAAAGAGAGAGAUAGACUCCGCGAACAGAGAGAGCGGGAACGGGAGAAAGAACGAAGAGGGAAGGAUAGAAGAGAACCGGAAGGUGAUAGAAGGAGAGGUGGGAGAUAUUAGUGUUAAGAUUAAAUGGUUUAGGUUUA
This is a messenger RNA of Amyelois transitella, 935 nucleotides long. It is a transcript of the gene Prp38, whose product is annotated as pre-mRNA-splicing factor 38. Gene Ontology annotation, cellular component: precatalytic spliceosome. The transcript has 2 exons. The coding region runs from base 34 to 909 and encodes 291 amino acids. The record is from RefSeq and is a predicted model, not a curated record. NCBI's taxonomy places the organism in Eukaryota, Metazoa, Arthropoda, Insecta, Lepidoptera, Pyralidae.